This is a messenger RNA of Zootermopsis nevadensis, 4317 nucleotides long. Its product is annotated as putative pyridoxal-dependent decarboxylase domain-containing protein 2. Lineage: Eukaryota; Metazoa; Arthropoda; Insecta; Blattodea; Termopsidae. Gene Ontology annotation, molecular function: carbon-carbon lyase activity; pyridoxal phosphate binding. Gene Ontology annotation, biological process: carboxylic acid metabolic process. The record is from RefSeq and is a predicted model, not a curated record. Gene Ontology annotation, cellular component: intracellular membrane-bounded organelle.
UUUCGAUGCAUACGUAAAAAAUCGCACUGCAUAAUAUGUGUAAAACGUGACACAUUCGUCUGACACUUGGUAUAAUCUGUGCUUAAUAGAACUUGAGAGAGGACUGGACUUGGACUCGAAACUUGAAACUUCAGUGACGUACUCAUUUUGCCACGAUGGCCGAAGCCGGUGUAAACAUUGCAUCUACUGUGAUGGAAACUGUAGCUUCAGCCCAGAAUGAGUCCGUGGUAUCAGGGAUAGAAUUCCAAGCUUCACAAGUGAUUGAACGUUUGGAAGAGGCAGUUGAGAAGGCAGAAGAUGGAGAUGGAGGGUCUGCAGCAGGACAGUCCUGGAAGAAUUCUAGUGCCUUCCUCCCACUUCCAAGCAAAACCACUGAGGAGAUUCUUUCACAGUUGGAGGACAUGAUAAUUCAUGAGGACUCUGGCAGUCCAAGUGAUUCUCCUGAAGAAGAAGGUUCUCAUAGACCCACAGUUGCUCCUCUGCCUCAGUUAGAUGCUGCUGCUCGAUUGGCAGUUGUUACGCAUAGUGUGGCAGCAUUUUCUACUGCUUUGGAGCGUUCUCACCUGCAGCGUCUCAGCACUCGCAUUACGUCAGACACCACACGAUGGCUUAGUCAUCUUUUCAGGUUUUUUGAUUGUGCAGCAUUUUUUCAUGAUGACAUGCUGGAAGGGGUGGUGAAGCUGACACGGAUGAUGCUACACUACAAAUAUCCAAAGUACCUGGAGGAUGGGUUUGAUGCCUUGACCUCUCGCCCACCUGUCAUCUACAGUAGUGUGGCAUCUCCCCUUGGUGUAGUACAGCAUAUUUGUCGUCAGCUGGGACUGCCUAUGUAUUGUGUUCGUCCUGUGCCAUGCAAUACACUGUUUGGUUCUCAGCAGAAGAUAGAUGUGGCAGCUUUAGAGCGAUUAAUUGAAGAGGAUAAAGCUAGCAACAGGAUACCACUUAUUGUGCUUGCAGAUGCCGGUACCACAAUAGCAGGUCAUGUUGACAAUGUGCAGAGACUCCAAGAAUUAUGCAAACAGCAUGACAUAUGGUUCCACCUUCGUGGUCACAGUCUUGCAGCCCUUGCUAUGGUGUCGGUCCAAAAUAUGCCAACCAGAAUUGCUGAUAGCUUCACACUACCUCUUGGGAUCUGGCUUGGUAUUCCUGCUCUGCCAGUGGUUACACUGUACCGCUUAUUUGAUGGUAGUUCGAAGAGGCAAGGCCAAACCAUGUCUGCAGUUGGAGUGCCCAGAGAGAGUACAUUGCCCCUUGUAGCUGGGCUGACAGCAGACCACUUCACACGGCGUCUCAGUUGCUUGUCAUUGUGGGCUGCUUUACAGGCAUUGGGUCGAGAUGGUGUACAGUCCAAAGUUCGUGAGGCAUUUGAAUCUAGUGAACUGAUAUGGAAAAAGAUAUCCAAAUAUCCGUGUUUGAGGUUACUGAGUCAACAGCCUGGAGGGGAGGCUGGGACCUUUACUGUGGCAGAGUUGGUGUCCAAACCAGUCGGUACAGCAGUGUUACUAGAAGUGGUGGCCUGCACGGUUGUGUUUCAGUUUGUGCCAGAGAGUAGUAACAGUGACGCAGGUGGUCGAGUGCCAUCAUACUACGACAAGCUCAAUUCCUGGUUAGGACAAAUCCUGCAGCGUGAUGCUUCCCAUGUACCAAUGGAGAUUUGUGAACUCGAGACUAGUGGUGUGGUGCUACGCUAUUGCCCGCUGGAAAUGGAUGGUGAUAAGAUUCCAGAUGCAGCUGAUGUUGAGAUGUUUGUAAUCUGUCUAGAACAGCAGCUGGAUAUUCUUUCAGCUACUGUACAGCACAAAGAGAUGUUUCAGCGUUUAGUAACUGCAUCUCCUCGCUUGCGUCUGGUGGAUAUGCCAGGGUGGGCAGGGCUGGGUGGAGUGCGUUAUGUGCCUGAAGGAUGGGAGCAGCUCAUGACAGAUCAGGCAAAGGAGGAGCUCAACAGACUCAAUAUGCAGUUGGUGGAACAGCUGCACAGCACUGAUGCUGCUUUCUCUGUUGGGGAAGGCACAGAUGGGUUAGUGUGUGUCAGGUUUGGUAUGGUGACAACUGACACAGAUGUGGAGGAACUGCUUGGUUUGGUUGUGACAAUGGGUCAGGAGGUCGAGGAAUCAUCACGGUUCCUUGAGACCAUGACUGAGAUUGUCAAGAAAGGCAUCGAAGCUGCGACAUUGGACUUGCAGAAAGAGAAUGAAGAGCGACUAUGGCAGGAGGGUAUCUUACGUCAUGUCCCGGUGUUUGGUUCACUUGUCAACUGGUGGUCUCCCCCUAGUAAAGAGAGUGGCAUCAAGGGUCGCAGCCUCAACCUUACUGCAGGUGUGGUUGAAAGUACUGAGAACAUCUACCGUUAUCACAUGCAGCUGCAGCAAGGAGCCAGUUCCCCACCAGGUUCAAGGAACCCUCCACAGCCUCAAGUACAGACUCCAGUUGCACCCUCUGUAGGAGGAAAGCACUCUAGAUCCUCAUCACAUAGCUCUGAGCAGUCUCAGUCCCAGUCUGUACCCACUUCCACAGUCGUUAUCACCAGUCCGGAAGUCGUCUCGGAAUCUGUGACCUCUUAGCCCCGUCUGUUUUUACGUAAAGGAGUCCAGCAGCACCUAAGCAUAUGUACUACAAGAAAAGAGCUAGCAGCUUGAUAGAGCAUCUGCAUUUAUUACACUUGUUCUUUUUCUCUGUUGCACCGGAUCUCACGUUUUCAUCAAAUGAAUUAGCGUACGAAUAAUUGAAGAGUUUACAACUCUUACAUAAAGUCUGUUUUACCAUUUAUAUCUGAUUAGCGUUCGUGCUCUUUUCAUUUUGGGAUCGUAUGUUUUCAUAUGUAAUUCGUAUAUUUUAUAGGACCAAAACAUUUUUAAAUUUGACAAUAUUUCUGCCCAUAUUAAAAUAUUUCCAAAUCGUAAAAUUAUUAAAGGUAUAAUUUUCUACACUAAUGCUUAAGGGAGUAAUUCUGCAUUCUACUGAUAUUCUUCCUCCGUUAGUUGUGACUGCGGUGACCUCUGUUGUUAGGAAUCAUUGUCCUGUUGAUAUUUCUUAUUUUUUAUUGCGUGAUAUGUUAUUCCUGCAAAUUGUCUUCCCUGCCAUCAUUUCUGUGCAGCAUUCUUAACGCUCUGAAUUAGUAUGAUUCUGCAGAAGAUGAAGUUUCUCCACAUCUGUCUUACUUUUGUUUCAGUACGUUUUAAGUCACAUAGUGUAACGAGAUCUCGUUGCCAGAUGAUGAGAUCUUAGGUUUAACACCACAGGAUAUUGUCAGGUAACACUAUUUGUGAAUUUAACAAAUAAGAUCAAUUCUGAGAUGGAAUACGUAAAUCAUUAAACAUAAUAGUUAUGGAUUAUGUGGUAUAUACUUGUAGAUUCCUGGCCACAGGUAUAUUUGAUAGACGCAGUGUGAUAACUUAACAGAUGCCGUUCUUUUAGUCUUAUUAGCCCGUUGAUUCCCAAAUAUUCUCUUGUGGAACACUGGUGUUGCAUCAGUCUUUUCCAUAUUUGCAUUUUAUUUGUUAUGUGAUGAGGUGUGCGGACCGUAAUAUAAUACGAGAUAUUUCCCGCUAGUAACGUUGUUCCUAGUUUGAGAGAUGGCUUUCUGCAGAGAGUGUUAUGAUAUCCAGGUGUUCUAUGAACUAAGGAUGUUUGGGAACCAUUCUAUUCGCACAUUGGCAGCACUGAGAGUCGUCACUGCCAUAAGGAGAGGUAAUAUUUAUCUUCUUGAUAACUGUACAAUCAACAGUGAACCAAACUAAUCAAUCUUUGGCAAAUAGCUCAGGAUAUAAAUAAAAUGUUAUGGGCUGUGGUGUUGUUUGUUGCUGUUAAGUUGUUUGGAACAACCAUUCUUAACAGUUACCGUGCAUUAUCACGUAGAAAUGCUUCAUCAAUGCCAAAGAUGCCUAAGAAAAUAGUAAUAUUGUAAUAAUAUUGUAAAUUAAUUUAAAUUGUAAGUGUAUGUAAAAUAAUUAAAAUAUGAAUAUAUUAUCAGCUCAUUUCCUCGUCUUUUUAAUAACAGUUCUGAAUAUCUACAAAAUUUGAUCAAGUACUGAAAUUAUAUUAGAGGUUAGUACUUGUUUUAUCAACAUAUAAGGGUAAUUCAAACAAAAAGGAUUAUUUUACUAAAAACACUUUCAAGCCACAAUUUGUUGUAGACCUUCUACAACUCACGUAUGUAUGCUAUGGCUGGUGCAAGUGUGAACGUAGUUGUAGUUCCAUAGAGAAUUAUGUACUAACUUGGAAAUGUGUGAUUUUGUUCAGUGUUUUGCAGCUGAAAUUUUGUACAUGAAAGAUUAUUUAUGCCAAUAUUUAAAGAUUGAUAAUCUCUUGGAAAACUUA